This is a messenger RNA of Racocetra fulgida, 265 nucleotides long. The record is from the annotation of a GenBank genome assembly. NCBI's taxonomy places the organism in Eukaryota, Fungi, Glomeromycota, Glomeromycetes, Diversisporales, Gigasporaceae.
AUGGUAAAUGGACAACCUUGGUUUGACCUAAAUUAUCCUAUCAGCGGGACUUGUACAAGAACAGAUGAUAAAGAGAAUUAUGGGAAAAAAAGAGAAGAAAUAGUUAACUUAGAUAUUAGCAAUCAAAAUUUAGAAGGCUGUAUUAUUGCUCCGGGAUUUUAUUCUAUCCGAAAAUUAAAUUGUUCCUUCAAUAGAAUUUCGUGUCUUCUUGGGUAUCCUGAACAAAUUAACUUAGAAGAAGUCGAUUAUUCACAUAAUCAACACA